UCUUGUCAGAGUUGUCAGCCGUCAGUUAAACAGUCUUGUAGGUUAUAUUUUUGGUGUAAUUUGAAAAAUAUGUUGGAUCUCUUUACAAUUUUCAGUAAAGGAGGUAUUGUAUUAUGGUGCUUCCAAAACACAAAUCAAAUAUUCACACCUUCUGUGAAUGCAUUAAUAAGAAAUGUUAUUUUACAGGAAAGAACAGGUGUUAGUUCCUUUGAUCAUAAUGGUUUGGCUCUACAGUAUAAAUUGGAUAAUGAAUUUGACUUGAUAUUUGUGGUAGCCUACCAGAAAAUACUACAACUCUCUUAUGUGGAUAAAUUCUUGACUGACAUACAUUUGGAAUUCAGAGACAAGUAUAAAAAUGAGCUCACAGAUGGAGAAUUUUUUCGGAAUUUCAACUUCAUGGAUGCCUAUAAUGAUACUUUACGAGCAGCUGAAGAGUGGUCAAAAAAUCAAGCAAAACAACCCAAACAGAUGAGGAGUUUUGAGGAUUCUUUCAAGUCAAAGAAAACUGUUGCUUCAAUGAUCACUAGAAAAGGAGAGGAAAAACCUGUUAAGACUGCUAAGAAAAAAGAAGUGAACUUUGCUGAUGAUGAUGUUAUGUUGGCAUCUCCUCCAUCCUCACCCAAAGCUCAGGAAAAUGGUCUCAUUAAUGAGGAAAUUUUGGCUGCCAACAGAGCAAAGUUAGCAAAAAAAAUGAUGAAGAAAAAACCAGAGCCAAAAAAAAGUCCAAAAAGCCCACAAUCAGAAAAAGCUGGUAAAAAACCCAGAAAAUGGGAACUAGAAGGUUCCAGCAAAGAUCUGGAAUCACUUGAAAGAACUACUGAUAGACCUGAAGAUGCAAAGAGUAACUUCACUCCUGAUACAGAGAUGGUUGGACAAAUGAAAGGCAUAAUCAAAGAUCUAGAGGUGGAAUCCUCAGAUGAUGACUAUGAUGAACAAGAAGAAGAAGAAAUAGAAACUCAAAAAACUGCUAAGAAGUCAUCCAAAGGGGGAAUGUUCUCUAUUUUCAGAGGCCUUGUGGGGUCAAAAAAUCUAAGCAAGUCCGAUAUGGAACCGGUGCUGGACAAGAUGAAAGACCACCUGAUAGCCAAAAACGUCGCCGCAGACAUAGCCUUGAAGCUUUGCGAGUCGGUCGCCGUCAAGCUGGAAGGGAGAGUUCUGGGGACGUUUGAAAGCGUGGCCUCCACCGUCAAAAGUACCCUCAACGAUUCGCUGGUCCAGAUACUCAGUCCCAGGAGGAGGGUGGACAUUCUGCGCGAUUGCAUCGAGGCCAGGAAGCAGAAAAGGCCUUUCGUCAUAUCUUUUUGUGGGGUGAACGGCGUGGGCAAGUCGACCAACCUGGCCAAGAUCUGCUUCUGGCUGAUCGAGAACGACAUGCGCGUUCUGAUAGCGGCGUGUGACACGUUCCGCGCAGGCGCAGUCGAGCAACUGCGCACGCACACGCGCCAUCUCAACGCGCUGCACCCGCCCGAACGACACGCUGGCCGCCAGAUGGCGCAGCUGUACGAGAAAGGGUACGGCAAGGACGCGGCCGGGAUAGCGAUGGAGGCGAUCAAGUUCGCCGGGGAUGCGGGAAUCGAUGUGGUAUUGGUGGAUACGGCGGGGCGGAUGCAGGACAACGAACCGCUGAUGAGAGCCCUCACCAAGCUGAUCAAGGUCAACGAGCCCGACCUGGUGCUGUUCGUCGGCGAGGCGCUGGUCGGCAACGAGGCCGUGGACCAGCUGGUCAAGUUCAACCAGGCGCUGGCCGACUACUCCUCCAACGCCGAGCCGCAUCUCAUCGACGGCAUCGUGCUCACCAAGUUCGACACCAUCGAUGACAAGGUUGGUGCCGCCAUAUCAAUGACCUAUAUUACGGGUCAACCAAUCGUGUUUGUUGGGACUGGACAAACCUACACAGACCUGAAAGCCUUGAACGCGAAAGCAGUCGUACAUGCUCUCAUGAAGUAAUACUAAUUUUGAAGUUGCCUUAUAUUAUCAAAAACUGUUUUGGAAUAGGUCAAAUAGGUUAAUAACUGAAAACAUAAUGAAUUAUGGCAAAUAUUAGGAUAUUUUAUUUGGUUAAUUCUCAGAACAUUACUUUACAGCUGUUGAAUUCAAUAUUGGGACUUGCUUAAUGGUGUUUGUUGAUUAUUUCUAUUAUGUAAUUUUUGUUAUUCCAUUUUGGCAAAAUAGGUGAUAUUUUUUUAUGUGAAAAUAUAAUUUAUAUAUAGAGUUGUUUUCAGUAA
Molecule: messenger RNA, 2225 nt
Organism: Phaedon cochleariae (mustard beetle)
Lineage: Eukaryota; Metazoa; Arthropoda; Insecta; Coleoptera; Chrysomelidae
Source: the annotation of a GenBank genome assembly